Messenger RNA from Aureobasidium melanogenum CBS 110374, 753 nucleotides. RefSeq lists its product as uncharacterized. NCBI's taxonomy places the organism in Eukaryota, Fungi, Ascomycota, Dothideomycetes, Dothideales, Saccotheciaceae. Bases 1 to 753 code for a protein of 250 amino acids. The transcript has a single exon. The record is from RefSeq and is a predicted model, not a curated record.
AUGGACACAUCGAUUCCGCUCCUUGACCAGUUACAUAAACUCCUCGACCACCUUGACAAGAACCCGGCCUCCAACCUAAAACUCAAACGCUCGCAGCCUUCCGCCAAAAACUCCCAAUCACACUUCCUACCUUUUGCCACAAUGAACCCCUCAGACAACACCCGAAUCAACGACAGAAAUAGUGACAACGACAACAAGAGCUCCAGCAGCAACGCCUCUAUCCCCAGAUACGGAGGCUACAAACACUCUUCUUCCGUCUACGAAGACUUUGAAAUGUGGAAUUCUGUUUGUGAAGAUGCCGAUGCAGGUUGGCCGUGGAAAGAGUCUCGGAGGCUGGAAGAGAAAGAACAGAAACAGCCAAAGCAAGGAACAAAGGAGACAGGACAGAAAGAGAAGGAGGGAGAAGAAAAGGAGGAAAUCGCAGAAGCGACAAGAAUACAAACUCCAGCAACCGCUCUUACCAUCUCAAGACUUGGUUCAUCCUUUGUCUAUCAACAGAGUAUCCACGCCGCAAGAUCUCAAAGCCAAUCUCUGGCCAACACUCUACACGAUGUCGAAGAAUUCGAUGCGAAACUCGGCGACGAUCAAAGCAGGCCCAAUCUCAAGCACGACAUCCAAUCUCGUCAAGAUCUAGCUCUUGAGUUGGAACAACUCCACAUUGUUCUCGUCGAAUUGCUCAAUAUUCUGCAGUCUGAGGAUGUCAAUGAGCAGUCUCAACCAGUUCGUGGAAUUGGAAGAUGUGUCUUGAUGUGA